CAGUAUAGCAAGCAUACUUAUAUCUCGGAGAACGCUUUGCUACCGGGACAGGUAAAGACGCAUUAUAGCUGGUCAGAGGUCAGCGAGGCUAAUGCAUAUGCCGAGUUGAUAGAGUCACUCGUGAAUGCUAGUAGCCUGGAGAAGGCAGCAGCUAUCGAAAGAGAAUUAAGAAAAUCUGGUUUCAAAACUGCAACACAGAAUUUCACCGUGAAUGUUCUUGGAAAGCCGAUAACCGGUGUGAAUAUUUUUGCUGUUCUUAACGCUCCAAGAGGAGAUGGUACGGAAGCACUAGUGUUGAGUGCGCCUUGGAAGUCAAAAGAUGGGAUCACCGAUAACAUAAAUGGAGUUGCGGCCGCGCUUUCGAUAGGCAAGUCACUGAAAAAGUAUACAUAUUGGUCAAAGGAUAUCAUUCUUUUAAUAUCCGACGGAGACGAAAUCGGCGUUCAAGCGUGGUUAGAGGCGUAUCAUGAUUAUCAGAUAUCAGGUUCACCUUUACUCUUGCGCUCGGGCGCAAUUCAAGCAGCCGUGAAUUUGGACUUUCCUGGUACUCAUUCGUAUCACGCGUUGGGCUUGUUCUUUG
Messenger RNA from Paraglomus occultum, 580 nucleotides. The record is from the annotation of a GenBank genome assembly. Lineage: Eukaryota; Fungi; Glomeromycota; Glomeromycetes; Paraglomerales; Paraglomeraceae.